Molecule: messenger RNA, 1881 nt
Organism: Coccinella septempunctata (seven-spotted ladybird)
Lineage: Eukaryota; Metazoa; Arthropoda; Insecta; Coleoptera; Coccinellidae
Product: glutamate receptor 1-like
Exons: 7
Coding region: 1-1881 (626 amino acids)
Cellular component (GO): membrane
Molecular function (GO): ligand-gated monoatomic ion channel activity
Source: RefSeq, a predicted model, not a curated record
AUGACGGGCCAAGCUUUCAAAUUGGUAGUUUUAUGGAUGCUAGUGGUUGUGGUUGAGUCGAAAAAAAAUUAUUUUAUAGAUUUCGUCACAGAUUUUCUGGACAGGCAGCAUACUCCCACCAAUGUGAACUCCUAUCUUUGUUGGGAUAAAAAUGAAGUCCUCCUAUUUUACACAAAAUUAUGGAAUAGUAAUUAUAGGGUGAGAUUUUUUACCCCAAAUGGUUCUCUCAUUGAUGCAUCACCCUUCAAAGAACAUCAAUUAAUCUUGAUUGAUCUAAGCUGUGAUGGCAUUGAAAACAUUUUACAAAAAGCUGAUGAUGAAUUUCUCUUCAAACAACCUUAUCGUUGGAUAGUUUUCGGAAACGCAUCAACUGUGGUUCAAAAAAAUUUGAAUAUAGGUGUGGACAGUCAGUUCUUCGUUAUAGAAGAAACGGCCGGAAUUUUCAAAGUCACAGCUCAUUAUAAAUAUUCAAGAGAAUCAAAACAAUUCAAUAGUGAACCGAUAGCAUUAUGGGAGAAGGACAACGGAUAUCUGUUCUACAACAAUCUUGUUGUUGGAAGGAAUCGAACAAAUUUGAAUGGAUUGACAUUGAAAAUAUCAUAUGUACUCACGAAUAAGAAGUCAGAGAAACAUUUAUGGGAUUACAGGGAGAGACAUGUUGAUACCAUCAGUAAAUUGAAUUAUCUACUGAUUCACCACUUGACCGAUUUCACGAAUGCCACCAGACAGUUCAUCGUGCAACCUAGCUGGGGAUAUAAGCAGAAAAACUCCUCAUUCUACGAUGGCAUGGUCGGGGACUUACAAAAAGGAAUCGCUGAUUUAGGAGGUACAGCUUCAUUCUUCACCUACGACAGGGUUGCAGUCGUGGACUACAUAGCAGCAACUUACAAGACAUACAUGAAAUUCAUUUUUCGUUCUCCCCCCCUAUCAUAUGUUUCCAAUUUAUUUGCCCUUCCUUUCAACAUCUACGUUUGGUACUCUUGCGUUGGCAUUCUAAUUUUGACCUGCAUCGCCAUAUAUCUCGUGUUAUUAUGGGAAUGGAAAGAUCCUUCUUUCAGGAAGAACUUUAUAGAUGUCGGAAAUGAUUCCAUGAGACCGUCAGUGGCUGAGGUUGUACUUUUGGAGAUAUCCGCCAUAACACAGCAAGGAUCUCCUGUGGAACCCAAGAGUUUGUCCGGUAGGAUCGCCACCAUUAUCAUUUUUAUAGCCGUCAUCUUCUUGUACACGUCUUAUUCGGCUAGCAUUGUCGUUUUGCUGCAAAGCACGACAGACAGUAUAAGGACUCUGGAGGAUUUGUUGAAUUUCAGGAUAAAACUAGGCGUAGAGGAUAUCGUGUAUGCUCAUUACUAUUUCAAGACAGCUAAAGAACCUACAAGAAGGGCAAUAUACGAACAGAAGAUAGCUCCAAAAGACCAAAAACCCAACUUUAUGUCAGUGCAAGAAGGAAUCAAGAGGGUUCAAAACGAAUUUUUCGCUUUUCAUGUAGAGCUUUCGACAGGCUACAAGGUGAUUAGUGAUUUGUUCAGAGAAAAUGAAAAAUGUGGCUUGCAAGAAAUCACCUUUGUUAAUUUGAUAGAACCAUGGCUGCCAAUCCAGAAAAACUCCAACUAUAAAGAAAUAAUGAAAGUGGGGAUGAGGAGGAUCCACGAACAUGGAUUGCAGCAUAGAGAAGCGACCAGGAUCUACACCAGAAAACCACCAUGCAGAGUCAGCCAUGGAAAUUUUGGCAGUGUCGGCCUAAUCGAUUGCUACUUUGCUUUUAUCAUAUUUGGGGUGGGAUCUAUUUUUACACUCGUAGUAUUAGGAACAGAGGUACUGCUCUUGAAGUAUAUCGAUAGAAAGAAAAGAUCAUCACCAUUCGAAGUUGGUAAUGGUCGAUAG